AUGGGGUUCCUGGGAAAAGGUGAACCCUCUGGGGAUGAGAUUCAGCGAGCUCCCCCCGAUGAAGAUGUCGAAAAAACAGUCCCGGCACAAUUGGAGAGUGCGCCAGUCUACCCACCGGCUAAAGUCAUUCCGACUGCUAUUGACCCAGAGCUGGAACGCCGGGUGUUGAGGAAGUUGGAUCUACGAGUUCCCACCCUGAUGGGUUUUUUUUAUCUGCUCGCUUUUCUCGAUCGAAGUAACAUUGGUAAUGCCAAAAUCGCCGGCAUGACAGAGGACCUCGGCCUCACGAGCGGCAAAUAUGCGUGGCUCUUGACAAUUUUUUAUAUAUCUUAUACCGUUUUCGAAUUUCAGGCUUUGAUGUGGAAGCUCGUCAAGCCACACCAAUGGGCAACCUUUGUGGUAUUUUCUUGGGGUCUGGUCGCGACAUGUCAAGCAGCAACGAAAAAUUGGCAGGGAAUGAUGGCACUUCGAUUCUUGAUGGGCGCUUUUGAAGCCGGUUUUGGACCCGGUGUUCCCUACUUACUAUCAUUCUUCUAUCGUCGCCAUGAACUUGGUCUACGGUGUGGUCUAUUCUUGUCAGCAGCUCCCCUAGCCAACACAUUCGCCGGCGCACUAGCGUAUGGUAUUACAUCCGGGCAUGCAAAGCUAGCCAAUUGGCGUGUUUUGUUCUUAGUCGAGGGUCUGCCUGUCUGCUUUUCAGCAAUUCUGGCGUGGUUCUUUGUUCCGGAUUCCCCAUCUUCUGCGAGAUUCCUCACCGAAGAGGAAAAAGAAGUUGCACGUGCCCGGGGCUUACAGCAGGCUGGCGAUGCAGAUCGCGAAAGCAAAGUCCAAUGGAAAGAGCUGGCUAUGACAUUAUUGGACGCGAAAGCCUGGUUAACUGCUUUCAUGUACUUCAGCUGCAACGUCAGCUUUUCGUCGCUGCCCGUAUUCCUCCCCACUAUCUUGGAGGAAAUGGGCUACUCCAAAAUUAACGCGCAGGGCCUCACCGCACCUCCUUUCUUUGCCUCAUUCAUCGUGACGAUCAUCACACCGUGGGUGGCGGACCGGAUCCAGCAGCGCGGGCUAAUGAUCGCGGCGCUCUCGCUGAUCGGCGGUGUGGGGUACAUCUUAUGCGCCACUUGCACAACAGUGGGCGUGCGCUAUUUCGGCGUGUUUCUGGCUGCCUGUGGAGUCUUCCCGGCGAUCGCAAAUAUCCUGCCGUGGGUUCUUAACAAUCAGGGCUCCGAUACACGUCGCGGAGGUGGUAUCAUUCUGCUCAAUGUUAUUGGUCAAUGCGGUCCCUUUUUGGGCACCAAUGUUUUCCCCGAUAGUCAAGCACCACGAUACAUCAAGGGAAUGUCCAUAUGUGCUGCAUUUAUGGUCUUCACUACUUUCCUUGCUUUAGUCUUGCGGACCUUGUUGGUUUGGGAAAAUAAGCAAUUGGACAAGAAAUAUGGGCCAAGAAUUGAAGUUGACGAGUCCAAGGGAGAAGUGCCUGUUGCAGAGGACAAUUAUGGUGCUAGUUUCCGAUAUAUGCUGUGA
Molecule: messenger RNA, 1521 nt
Organism: Penicillium angulare
Lineage: Eukaryota; Fungi; Ascomycota; Eurotiomycetes; Eurotiales; Aspergillaceae
Product: putative MFS transporter
Exons: 6
Coding region: 1-1521 (506 amino acids)
Biological process (GO): transmembrane transport
Cellular component (GO): membrane
Molecular function (GO): transmembrane transporter activity
Source: RefSeq, a predicted model, not a curated record